Silurus meridionalis is the source of this 2240-nucleotide messenger RNA. RefSeq names its product NAD-dependent protein deacylase sirtuin-5, mitochondrial. Lineage: Eukaryota; Metazoa; Chordata; Actinopteri; Siluriformes; Siluridae. The transcript is spliced from 9 exons. Gene Ontology annotation, molecular function: NAD+ binding; protein-succinyllysine desuccinylase activity; protein-malonyllysine demalonylase activity. Bases 215 to 1219 code for a protein of 334 amino acids. The record is from RefSeq and is a predicted model, not a curated record.
UUUUGCCGUGACAGCGCCAUAAUCAGACUGUUUAAUGUGUGUAAAAGCGCUGUUGUUUCCCCUGAAGAGAAACGAGGACGAAGCAAAGCGCCAUUUUGGUUUUGCUGGAUCAGCGCGCGCUGCAUGUCCUCCUAAAGUCCCUUUAUUUUUGGAACAGUUUGGCAUCUGGGGGUCUUCUAACGCAUGCAAUUAAUGCACUUUAACCCAAGAAAGCAUGCACAAUGAUGCAGCGGUGGAGAUUCAUCGUUUAUGUGACGUUUUCUCAACAUAUUGUGCGUGUCAGGAACCACGAGCGGGAAUGCUGAUCCGGGAGCUGGUGCGGAGAUUCCUGAUCCGCCAGGUGGAUUGUGGGAAUCGGGUCACGGUCCUGAGAGCUCUGAGCGUCAAACCCCAGCCGAAGUCAGAUUUGGCGGAGUUUCGAGAGGUUUUCUCUAAGGCCAAGCACAUCGCCAUCAUCACGGGAGCCGGUGUGAGCGCUGAGAGCGGCCUGCCCACCUUCCGCGCGGCCAGCGGACACUGGAGGAAGUGGAAGACGCAGGAUCUGGCAACCCCGCAGGCGUUUUCCCGUAACUCGUCACUUGUGUGGGAGUUCUAUCAUUACUGGAGAGAGUUGGCUCUGAAGGCCAAACCUAGCGCUGUUCACCUGGCCAUCGCAGAGUGUGAGGCCCGUCUCAGACAGCAGGGUCGCGCCGUGGUGGUCAUCACGCAGAACACGGACGAGCUGCACCGCCGAGCCGGGAGUAAACACAUCCUCGAGGUCCACGGGAGUGUUUUCAGGACCCGGUGUCUGAGCUGCGGAGAUGUGGAUGUCAAUCAUAACAGCCCCAUCUGUGCUGCCCUGGAGGGGAAAGGUGAUUCAGAUCCAAACUGCCCUGAUGCUGAUAUUCCUGUGGGAAACUUACCACGGUGCGAUGAGGGAGGCUGCGACGGUCUCCUGAGGCCCGACGUGAUCUGGUUCGGGGAGACGCUCGACUCGCACGUCCUCACUAAGGUGGAGAAAGAGCUGGACGCCUGUGACCUCUGCCUGCUGGUCGGCACUGCGUCUGUCGUCUUCCCAGCCGCCAUGUUUGCCCCCCAGGUGGCGUCCCGAGGCGUUCCAGUGGCCGAGUUCAACAUCCGGCCGUGCUCCAGCACGUCUCCGUCUACGUUUUAUUUUCAGGGCCCGUGUGCUGAGACGAUCCCCCUCGCUCUCGCACCUCACCAGUCCGAGCCGAUGUGAGACGCCGAUGUCCUUCUCAGAGACCACAUUUAACCUGCGUAGGACGAGCUGCCGAUUAACAGACUGCUUUUAUACACCUGGAUUUGGAAGUGUGUGUGUGUGUGUGUGUGUGUGUGUUUUUUACUCCACAGGAUUCUACAAAUAACCUGAGAAGCUGAAAUGUUUUCUCUCAUGAGCGUAAAUAAUUUGUGCUUGGAAUAGCAGUUUGAAAUCACUCCAAACAUGCCAAAAGCUCCAGCUUUUCUGUUUCAUUCUUUAGACACAGUUUUUUAUAUUUUUUCCUCAAUGAAAGAAAUUUGUAAGAAAUAUGUGAAUUAAGUUUUUUUUGGAAAGAAUAAUAAAAUACCCCUCUUUUGUAUGUUUACAGAAUCAAUAACUGUGUCCCUUUUUCUGAAAAGACUUACUUGACUUUGUAUUAUUCUGUAAUCUAUUUUAUAUAAAUUGCAAAAAUUAUUUUUUUUCAUUCAAAAAAUAAUUGAAUAUUAAAUUUUUCAGAAUUUCUUUUUUGGUGGGAUUUUUUUUCUUUUUUCCCAUUUAUUUUUAAUAUUCAUUCGUUCAAUAAUAUAUAUAUAUAUAUAUAUAAUUAUAAUUUUUUUUUGUUUGUUUGUUUUUGUAUUAAUUUUUUUUAUGGCAUGUCGUUUAGGAAAUUAUCCAUGACAUAAUUGAAUAAAAACUCUGUUCAAUCAAACCUGACGUCAUUACGGUGCAGCCACCAUCUUGUACUUCAGGCAGAAUGAGAGAGUUAGCGAGAGUUAGUUCGCUGCAAUAUAUCUCAAUAUUCAAUUUAUUCAAUAUUCUCACCUUUCAUUCAAUAGAUAUUCCGAGUUUUUAUUCAAUUCUCUAAUGGAUAAUUUCCUAAACGCCAUAUAUAUAUAUAUAUAUAUAGAUUACAUCUCUAGCAGAAGUGUUUGCUUUGUUUCCUUGCAUUACAGUUUUCCUGGGGAUUUGAAAUGAAGGGUAAUUGUGAGUUUCUUGUGCCUAUUCUGCUCAUCAUUGAAUAAAAAAACAGCUACUAAAUCCA